Aspergillus eucalypticola CBS 122712 is the source of this 1640-nucleotide messenger RNA. It is a transcript of the gene pyr8, whose product is annotated as acetyltransferase pyr8. Lineage: Eukaryota; Fungi; Ascomycota; Eurotiomycetes; Eurotiales; Aspergillaceae. The record is from RefSeq and is a predicted model, not a curated record. The transcript has 3 exons. Bases 380 to 1639 code for a protein of 419 amino acids. Gene Ontology annotation, biological process: lipid metabolic process.
GCCGUGGUUGAGGUGGAUACCACACCAGGUUACACCGUACGGAGGGGAAUAUAUUGCGUUCGGUAAAUAGCCUCUACGCCUUUCGUCCCCCCAAAUAACGCACCCGGAAUUUAGUCUCGAGAUGUUAGUCUCCAUAAAAGAGUUGAUCUCCUUUGAUAUCUUCCGUUCGUCAAGUUUGCUCCGUCUGUCGUUGCACGAGCAAGUGGUGUAAGGUCUGCAGCUGUUACAUGGGCACCCACCUGAGCUCAUAUAACCAGCCCCUUUCGUGUCCACUAAUGGCAUUGGCUUCGAAGUCAACGAUUGUCCCGUCAGCAGCAGUCCCAAGGCCGUAGACGGCGUCGUUUGUCUCGUUUUCCGAUGCUUCAAACUACCAAGCAAGAUGGCCAUCUCACCGGACCUCCUUUGCACCAUUUUUACCAUACUCCAAAGCCUCAUUGCGGUCUCCCUCAUUGUCAGAACGCCUCGGAACUCCUUUAUACGUUGGAUAUGCCUCCCUUCAAUAACCUACAUGGCCUACAUUGAAGGCGUCCUGAUUAGAAUGACCGACCACCAUACCUAUGCCAAAGUCACUCUUAGUGGCAUGCCAUUCACCAUACUUAUCCAACAUAUAAACUUGCUUUUAAUUGCCAGAGUCGAUUUGACAGGGCAACCGGGUACUAUUGCAGAGAAACUUGCGUCUGCUUCUGCGUUGCUCCAGUCUACCCGUGGUAUUGGCACCGCCUGGCAGGUAAAGAAUAUUCCCAGUCAUCCACUUGUGCUUCGAGCAAAACCACCCAGCCGAGGCUAUUUCAUGAGCAGGCAGCUGGCCAUUAUCAUAUGGGAAGUUCUUGCCCUGGUUCUCGUGCUCUCAUUGUUAGCUACCCAUGAUGUGCAGGAUUAUGAUGGGUCAUACAUAUAUGGAUCCGGGCGCGAAUUCGAGAUGGCAAAUUCUAGCAUGAAGCAGCUCCUCGGACGUGUCACAGUCGCAUUUCUCUUCGGAUUUCCUGGAUCGAUGCUCUUCCUGGACUCUAUGUACCGGGUGGCGUCUCUAAUAUCAGUAGCGACGGGAAUGACAACAAUCGCUUCGUGGCCCCCAGAGUUUGGGAGUCUGGCCGACACGUAUACUGUUCGCGGUUUCUGGGGCAAAUUCUGGCAUCAAAAUCUCCGCUGGUCAUACACUGGUGUUUCAACAGCAAUCACCUGCCGUAUCCUCGGUCUUCCCAAGCCCUCCUUGAUAGAACGAUAUCUCAACCUGACCAUCGUCUUCAUCCUAUCCGGCUUGAUGCAUGUAUUCACAAAUGUGAUCAGUGGAAUUGAAGGUGGAAACACUGGAGCCAUGUUGUUUUUCGUCGCACAAGCCGGUGCCAUCAUGUUUGAGGACAUCGUCCAACACUACUGGGCUAUCUUGUCACGAGGAAAGAAAAGCACUUCAGCUGAAACACCCAUCUGGCAGCGGUGCGUUGGGUUCAUGUGGGUAUUUUGCUGGUUGGGUGCAACAUUUCCCUGGUGGUGGUAUCCUAUCAUCCGGAUGCUGGUGGCGUAUGACUGGACUGGGGCGUUGGAUGUCGUUCAGGGUUUGGGAAUGACCAAGUUCAACCUUUCUGUUGUGGUGACUGUUGGUGUGGUCAUUUUGCGUAUGGUGUUUGGUGCUGAGAUCUGAG